ACGGUCGCGUCCGGUACUUGUGUCCGGAUCGUCGAAUCACGUGCAUUCUCAACGAAGGGUGAGAUAAGCAAUGUCGGCAUUAUUGUUCAUCGGGCGUGUUACAACAACGUCGUCAUCGUAUUGUCCUAGAGAUGUGUGAAAGUCCUCCAGGAUUAGCGCUGCAGCUAAAUCCAUGAUUGUGGCAAAAUGGUGGAUCGGCAAAAAGCACUUUUAAUAGUGUUAUUAGCGCUCCUGAUCUACCCAAACGACAUCUUUGGCGGCGCUUUCCAGCCCGAAUUCUCCGGUCCUAUCAACAAUCUAACCAUCGCACUCGGGAGGGACGCCACUUUUACGUGUCUGGUGAAACAUCUAGGAGGUUACAGAGUCGGCUGGGUGAAGGCGGACACGAAAGCGAUCCAAGCGAUACAUGACCACGUGAUCACGCACAAUCCGAGAGUAUCCGUGUCUCAUAGUGACCAUACUAUGUGGAAUCUUCAUAUUAAGUUCGUGCAAAAAGAGGACGCCGGUCUUUACAUGUGCCAGAUCAACACGGACCCGAUGAAGAGUCAGACAGGUAUGCUGUCAAUUGUUGAACCACCUGAUUUCGACCCUGAGGCUACAUCGGGCGACGUAAUGGUGGGCGAGGGCAGUCAGGUGAAGUUAACGUGCCGGGCGAGAGGCGUACCCCCGCCGCGCGUAUCUUGGCGCCGAGAAGACGGCAAGAACAUUAUAAUUCGGGAGCCAUUUGCAGGAAGCACCCAGAACCAGAAGUCUCAGGUAACUUCCGUGUCUGAGGUUUCCGGCGAAGAAUUGAAACUGACGAAAAUCUCGAGGACCGACAUGGGAGUUUAUCUGUGCAUCGCCAGCAACGGGAUUCCGCCCGCGGUCAGCAAACGUAUUUCCAUCAAUGUUCAUUUCCCGCCGGUGAUUCACGUACCCAAUCAGCUGGUCGGGGCGCCCUUGGGGACCGACGUAGUACUCGAAUGUUUCGUUGAGGCGUCUCCGAAAUCGAUUAACUACUGGGUCAAGGACCCUACGGGUGCGAUGAUACUAUCCAGCGUCACGUACGACGUACAGACACAGAACAAGUCGCCGUUCGAAGUCCGGAUGACUCUCACCAUCCGGAAUCUGCAGAAACACGACGUGGGAACGUACCGGUGCGCGGCCAAAAAUUCCCUCGGCGAGGUCGAGAGCAGUAUUCGAUUAUACGAGAUAUCUGGCUCGGAGAAGAUGCAGACGAAGACUUCGGCGCCGUUCUACGACGAGGAAGACGAGACGGUGUACGGCUCGGCGGAGUACGACAAAACGGAAAACAAGUCGCCGACAGUGGACAACACGGUUCACGGCCACAUGGGUUAUCCGCUCGUCACGCCGUUCUCCACGAUCGGCAAGAAACGACCUUCGGUCAACGUUGUCAGUUCGGCCGGUGAUCCUUAUCCACAGGUUCUAUCCAUCGUUCUGUCAUCGCUAGUGCCAGUGAUCUCUGUUUGCCGAAGAUGGUGGUGGUGGUGAUGACCUAAUCAAUGGAUUGCAAGCUCGCGGAAGAGAUAAACCAGAGAUUGAAGAUCGCGCGGGGCGUAUCUUGAUUGUUGCUUGAUAGUCGGACCAAGAGAUCAACCGGUGAGUGACUAAGUUAAUUAAAUUUGAGAAUUAAAUCCAGUGUACUUUAAGUUUGUUUUAUUUCUGUUACGGUUAACGUUGCUUUGUCAAAUUAAAUAUUUGAUUAAGAUACGCCCUGUAAAUAAGUGUCCAAAAAUAAUUAAUUAAUAGUAUAUAACAAAAAAACAUUGAUGGACGCAAAUAGUAGAAAAAAUGACAACGAAGCGGUAGAGGCCGAAGAGCAGAUAUAAAUGAAUAGAACAACAAGGGAGAAAAGAUAUGUAUAUAUAUAUAUCUUGCGAUGAUAGUCGCGCGGAUCAGAGAGCCGAAGAUUCGUAACCUCGCAUUUUCGGCGGCAAUAAAUCUGCGUGAUGUGUAUAUAUGUACGUGUAUUAUAUACGGGCACGCUCGCACGCGUAUAUAUGUGCAUACUAACACGUCAGGGUAACUAAUACGUUCGUGCCACCUUCCUCCUCAUCCUUCCGCUGCGCUCCCCUUUAAAUCGCGUGCGAGCGGCGUAGCAUUCCGUAGAUAGAUAGCUCCCGUGAUCACGCCGAUGUAAUAGAAUAUGUAUGUCGCGAUUUAAAGAGCAUCGAAAGCUUUAAACGAGUUUGGCUCGGAAGUAGCCAAGACGCCGUAUUGCGUCCGCCUCGAUGUGGACACUCCUGAUUUCGGACCAAUCGAUUGCGGACGAGCGGUUCGAAGUUGUUCGCCACUUCCGCUACGAUCACAGAGAUGUGCGAUCGGGUUUGUAUUUUCUUUGAUGAAGAUGUGUGCUUUCCUUUUUCUUUGCAGAUUAUAUUGUUCACUCGAGAAUCUUUUUAAGGCACUCCCAGCAAUAGCUCUCCAGACAAUAAUUCCGCAGUCAACAUUAAGUAAGAUUUUUGAAGAACAUUUAUUUCCUACUUUCCGAAUGCGAUUCUCGAUAUCAAAACACCCCGAUAACAGUGAAGAGUUGUUUUCAAUGAUUGUUCACUUGAGAGUUUUGCUUUUGAGUAUUCGAUAUUAAAAGUUUUUGGUUAAAAUACAAUCAAACGAUAUUCACGGAAUAGUUACUCGAGAACUUCAUUCUUUUGCAGCAACUAUCAAUCAUAUGGCUCUUGAUUUAAGCUUAACUUAAAAACAAAUCUCUUCUUUCUUGGAAGAUAUUCUUUUUUUUAGAACAAAAGAUUAAACAGAUAAUAUAUAGGUAAUGAAAACUUAUUUAUAAAAAUUUACGUUUAAAUAAACAUCGUCAUGCAAAUUUAUAAGAGCAAUUCAAUCAAAACGCACUGAACAUCAAUAAAAAAUUUUAAAUAGCGCAAUUGUUUUGCAAUUAAGUACCGAUGUUUGAUCGUGUUCGGUGUGAGCGAAACAACUAAAUAAAUGUUCGAUAUACUACGGCGGCGAUUCUCUUUUUAACGCGAGUGCUUCAAGUAAACGUGCAUAUGUGAGAGAAAGAAUGUGUGUAUAAGUGAUAGAGAAAGAGAGAGAGAAAGAGAGACAGACAAGAUACUAAUUAUAUUUUUAUAUUUGAAUAAUAACAAUGCUUACGUUUCGUAUCGAUAGACUUUUUAAUUACGUCGGAGUUUCAUCCAGUCCUUUUACUUUUUGACGUUCGGUUUUCACAGAAGUAUUUCUAAUUAGACCUAUACAACAACGAACGUUGUAACAUAAUGGCGUGUUAAAGUUAAUUCCAGCUUUGUUUGUGAAUUUCCGUCCCGUCAUUCUCGGGCGCAGAUCCACAAAGUACAGCUGGCACGGUCGUGGAAAGAUAAUAAAAUCGAUUGCAUAGAUUGCCACGCACCGCUCACUACGACAAUAUCGUAUUCACUUGCUAAAUAAAUCGAGCACGAACCACUCGGUUUUGGAGUUUUAUGGCGACUGAAAUUGCGUCUCGUUACGCUUCGCGGUUCGUUUUCGGAACUCACCGACAGCUCUCUCGCGCAGGAGGUACCCAAUCGUACGUGCCCAAUCUCCGGUCAAAUCUAUUUUUAUUCUUGCGUCUCUCGAUCGAUUUGUUCUUCGCGAUAGCUCUAGUCGCAUUUAAUAACUCUUAAAUACCGAUUGUUUUUUUGUUGUCAUGCGAAACACGAAGGGAAAGUUAAUCCUUUCACUAUCCUAUCGAAUUUCAAAGUGAACUAUAACAAAGCCGUAGAUCUAUGCCGUAGAUCGUACACAUAGUUUCGAAAUAACGAUGGCGAUGGAAAAAAAUCCGUUUCAAUGACGAGAUGGAUACAAUGUUUAAGCUAGCAUCGUUUUAAAUUAUAUAACAAAAUAAAUACAAAUUUAAUUAAGAGAAUUUCCAAAACUGUUAUAUAUAUAUAUUUUUUAUUUUUUAUCGUUAGGUUCACGAGAUUUCGCUGAAUUAUCACAUCUGAUAAACUUGUCGCUUGCAACGAGCUCUUCAAUUAACCAAUGGCUCUUUGCGCUUUCGAUAUAAUAUGCGAACGUGCCACAUUCGUCACUACAGCUCACGUCGAAAUGGGCAGUCACAAAAAAAUGCCGCUUGCGCGAAGCGUACCUCAAGCGUCCUCACGAGAGUCAAUGAAUGGUCGCUCUCCCUCUCUUUCAUAGUAACCAAAAAAAAAGAGGCGAGAGAAAAAAUUGCGAGUUUUUCCCUUGCCAACCCAAAUCGCGCUCGUUUGCGACACGUCGACUCAGUCCGCGCCGAGCGUGUUCCCUCUUAUUUCGCCGAAGGGAAUCCUCAUUCCGGAACGAUUAUCGUCUCUCUUUCUAUGACACGACGGUGAGGAACGAAGGAGAGGCGGAUCCGUCUCUCUCGGUCACCGUGAGAAAUUAUAAGGGCGAAUCCGCCUUUAAGGACUGGAAGAAGAUCUUAGUUCCUCCAUAAAUAAACACAACUGCCCGCGCAGCUGGUGCGGACGUAAUUCAUCGUGAAUUAAUUUAAGGGCCACCGCCGCGUUUCCAUCCCUCCGUUCUCUUGCCACCACUUCCGCCGCCAUCGCUUUCAUUAAAAGGCCCGCCGCCGUGCCGCGCCAUUUGGCGGCUCUCUCGCUUUAUGCUGAUUUUAUUUCCCUUCUUUCGCGAACUCGGGCAGCAUCCACCGGGUAAUUGUGCGGUAUUAUUAUCCGCCGUGGCUCUCAGUGUCCGUGAACGACCGCGUGAGAUACGACCCAUCGAACCAAGCGGGAGUUGCCGAAGUGAGGAGAAGAUUUCACGGUUCGCUGGAGGUGCUGCACAUCUCUUCUGUCGUCCUCGCUUCCAUUUCUAUUCUCGUCGUCGUAGUCGUCGUCGUUGUCGUUGUCGUUGUCGUCGUCGCCGUCGCUGUCGCCGUCAUCGUUGUCGCGAUGCCCUACGACGCCGACGACUCCUUCGUACGACUUCCAAACGGGCUUACCAGUCCGUUUGAACUACGGCGUGAAGUCGUCUCUGUAAAGUUACAGCUACAGUUGCACAGAGCGUACCUCUUUGCACCGGCCGUCUCUCCGUAUGGCCGCUCGUAGAUUUUGGCCCCCCUCGGCCGUUUGCUUAAUCCUCGCCGGUUACGCUUAUUAAAGUUCCGAGAGGUACGACGUGUAAGCCCGUCGUCGGGGUGCGGUAUAUAUGUACAGAGAACGCGGAACGCGGAUAGUUACGUACGCGCGCUGACUUGCACGGCGGUUGGUUUAUCGCGUCCCUCGCAGUCCGUUCGUUUCAUUGUUUCGAGACGUAAAGUAUAGUUUCACAAGUGCAUGUUGCGCGUUGCAACGAAAACACGACAUAUUACAACAUCGGUUGUUCUCCGAAUUUUAGCUGUUUGUGAAUUACUAGAUGUAUUAUAUGUUUUAAAUAACAGUUUUAUUUUUUAUUAAUGUGUCUUGCACAAUAUAUCCUCUGUUAAUAUAUCUUCUUUUGAUUCAAUGCCUCGAACAUUGAUAUAUUGAAGCGUUUUAAUUGCCGGGUAAUUUUCAGAUUUCUCUGUGACACGAUCGAAUAGUUUCGAGAAGUUUGUUUUGAAUGAAUCUUAAGUAGGUCGAUUAAAGUCUGGUGUAAAGUUUCGAGAACCUUCCUAGAAGAAGAAGAAUUAACAACUUUCUCUUUUUUCUGUGUGAAUUAUUGUCUUUUUGAAUUGUUCUUUUUUUUAGCAUUUACACGGGGAGAGACAAUUUGAUGCUAUUUUAAUUUCCUAAUAUAAAUUUUAUUUUCUUUUUUUGCUUUAAUCAUGGAUUGAUAUUUCCAUAAAUUAUUUUUGCACAGCAGUCGAUACGCUAUAUAUGUGAUUUCUGGACUAUAUUUUUUGUUUUGUUAGUACAUCGGCGCUUAUCUUUUUCAUGCUUUUUUUAUUUGGUGUUUUGCAACAUAUCUUGCUGUUGGAGCUGUUAGUUUCUUUGCGUUUAUCAAGUCGUAAAUUAUAUCACAUCUUUCUUAUUAAACAAAAAUACUGUUGUGAAAAAGUCUUGAACACUUGUUUCAGAACUUCGUAGGUUUUAGCCGUGACGGACACGUUGCGAGGAUAUUUGCUUCCUUCAUAUUCCUAAAUGCGCCGAAUAAUUCGAUUCCGCGCUUAUUUUCUGAAUUUUAUCUUUGAGUUUUGGUGACGGGGUCAAUAUCAGAAUAUAGUUUCUCAGAAACCGAAAUGUAUUAUGGAUGUCGCCCGGGGAAAACAUUCCCGCGUGUGAGAGCCACCAAUGAAUUUUCCACGUAACGGGAUAUCUACGGUCGCCCUCGAGUAGCCCUCGAAAUCCCAAAGACACGUAUCUCUCGUCGUACAAGUUACCACUGACGGUUAUUUGGCAGCUGUACGUCACUGUCGUCGUUCGGUGCGACUCCUCAUUUCUCCUCUCGCGCUUCCGGUUACCUUUCCAGACUGCCACAUCAGACAAUACAGGAAAAACGAAACUUUCAAAUAAAAGCGAAAUACUAUUAGCAGUAUGCAUGAUGCGCGCACAAAAAAAAUGAUACUUUACUCUUUUUAAGAAAUAUAUACAUAUAUAUAAAUAUAACUCUCACUCCAUAUUCUUCUCUUUUCCGGCGCCGCUAAGCUUUAGGAGAUUCGCUCUAUAAACAGAGGAGCCUGUGUACUAUGUACCUUUGUAAGAUAAUAAAAAACCAAGUUGAUAAAAUGUGGAAGAUGUUCCUUGAUUCGGCUCAUAAUAUGAGGUGUUUCAAGAACUAGGUCUUGACAAGAGACCUAGCGAUGCAAAAAUACGCUCUGAGAAUCUUCCAGUUAACGUGCGCUUAUGCGCUUCUUGAUGAGUGUUCAUGAGGCUAAAAUAAAUUGCAGUGUCGUUGUUCACGAGUGCGAAAUCGAUUUAACUUGUACAUUAAAAAAACAUAGUUGCUGCAUUGUAUGUUGAAUAGAACAAUUGGUCCACGUGCUAAAAACCCACAGCAUAUCGUGCAAGUAUUAUCUUGCAAGUGAGAUAUACUACUGGUACGAACGAACGUUUGGAUGUUGACAAUGUGUAUCAGUGCGUAAAAGCUAUCUUCCUGUAUAAACAGAAUUUUCGCGAAGUUGUAGCGUUUCGAUAUGAUUCCAGUAUUUUUUUUUGCCUGGUGCGCGGUGUGUAUAGAACUCGCAUAAUUUUAUAUAACUAUACGUAUGCGAUCGAUCGUUCUCCAGCGAGAGCGAAAGGUUAAUUAAAGCGUCGGCGACAAGUGACGCAGAUUGUAUAAAUAUAGUCGUGUAAGAAAGUAGCGGCGAAGUAAUUCUGUAAAUAAUUGUGAACAUAUUGUAACCAAAAAAUAUC
Messenger RNA from Pseudomyrmex gracilis, 7250 nucleotides. Its product is annotated as lachesin-like. The coding region runs from base 187 to 1491 and encodes 434 amino acids. The transcript is spliced from 11 exons. NCBI's taxonomy places the organism in Eukaryota, Metazoa, Arthropoda, Insecta, Hymenoptera, Formicidae. Gene Ontology annotation, cellular component: neuron projection. The record is from RefSeq and is a predicted model, not a curated record.